Metarhizium acridum CQMa 102 is the source of this 561-nucleotide messenger RNA. Lineage: Eukaryota; Fungi; Ascomycota; Sordariomycetes; Hypocreales; Clavicipitaceae. The record is from RefSeq and is a predicted model, not a curated record.
AUGUCUCAUGCGGAGAUAUCGGGUGGUCACAGGCCGGGUAUUGUUGCAGCUGAGGCGGCCAAAGAUGUGACCGAGACUCAGCAACGUAAAGACACCAUCAACCGGGCUAUAUUCGACCACUAUGCAUACCUUGCCAUGUCUCCUGCAAGCGCAACGAUGCUUCCACAGCUGGUAGAGCAAGGUCUAGUAACAGAGCGUUCCCCUGUCGCAGCCGAGGCUACUGUGCCUUUGCCCUCGUAUGCAACUUUCACCACGAUGCAGUGUGUCCUCAUUAUCUGCCUGGCCCCAUUUGCCGCCACCUUCCCGGCAAUAGAUGACGUAUCUCACGCGCUUCAUGUUUCAGUGGGGAGAAUCAACCUCACCAUCACUUCCUACAUGAUCAUGGCUGGCAUCGCGCCGGCUGUUCUUGGAGACUUGGCCGAUAACAUUAGGCGCCGAAUGAUAUAUCUCUUUAUCAUGGGAAUUUACUGCGUGUCAAGUAUUGGUUCGGCACUGCAAAGAAACUGGUCGGCUCUAUUCCUCCUGAGAAUGUUACAAAGUGCUGCGAGUGCGGCUAAGUGA